AUGAAGAUGUCGAGUAUAUCAGAGUCGAAUAUUUUGCUUUCAUUGAGCAUGAUGAAACCUUUUUUGAGGUCGAGAAGGUCCAGGCAUUGUUGUGAAUUUGCUGACGUGGAGCUUGAUAAGGAGAAUGAUACCAGUAUGAAGAAAAAGAAGAAGAAGGAGCAUGGAAUGAAGAGGAAGAAGAAUAUGGUGCCACUCCGGCCAUCUGAACUUAUCAUGGUGCUGGUGCUGGUGGUGGUGGUGGUCGGUUUGCUUCUUCUCCGCUUCCCGCUCCGGCUGUUGCUCCCGCCGCUUCCCUCUCCCACUCCCGGUUGCCACUCCCGUUACUUCCCUCUCCGGCUCGCCGCUCAGCUUCCUCUCCCAUCCGGUGGCCGCUCCCGCCACUCCCGCCGCAUUCCCUUUCCAGCUCCCAGUUGCCGCUUCCCUCUCCCACUCCCGGUGGCCGCUCUGCCUUUGCCUUUCCCGGCUCCCGGGCUGCGCUUCCCUCUCCCACUCCCGGUGGCCGCUCAGCUUUUCCCUCUCCCAGGCUCCCGUCCUCGGUCGCUUCCCUCUCCCACUCCCGGUGGCCGCUCCAGUCGGCUUCCCUGUAGGCUCCCGGUCACUCGGUCGCCCGCUUUCCUCUCUCCCACUCCGCCGCCCCGGUCGCUGCCCUCUCUCCCACUCCCGGUCGCUCACUCCCACUCCCGGGCCGCUUCACUCCCCCGCUCCCGCCCGCUACAUCAAAGUAUUGUGCAGGAAACACAAUUAGUUGCAAGUAUUUUGGUUUAUAAAGAGAUCAUGUUGGGUGAUUAA
Messenger RNA from Dioscorea cayenensis subsp. rotundata (Guinea yam), 789 nucleotides. RefSeq names its product SH3 domain-containing protein C23A1.17-like. The record is from RefSeq and is a predicted model, not a curated record. The coding region runs from base 1 to 789 and encodes 262 amino acids. NCBI's taxonomy places the organism in Eukaryota, Viridiplantae, Streptophyta, Magnoliopsida, Dioscoreales, Dioscoreaceae. The transcript has 3 exons.